CAAUGCAUGGCGGGAGUAAUCUUAAGCUCUCCCAAAAUGGCUGCCAUCGGUCGUGUGUCUGCCUUGGCGAACCUGAAAAAUGUUGCUACACUGCAUAACUUUAGAGGAACAAUUUGCAGAGUAAUAGCCUCAGGAGUUGUGAGGAAUGGGUGUUGCUCAUUGCAACUUACUCGGAGUAGAUAUUUUACAAGUUUUAAAGGUGUUUCAGAGGUUCGAGUCUUUAGGCCGGUGGCAAUUCAAGGGGUCCGCCAUUAUGCGGAGCUACCUGACCUCACAUUUGCCCAAAUUGAAGAGAGGAUCCUAGGAGUGUUGAAGCUCUUUGAUAAAGUCAAUCCAGACAAGCUAACGUUGGAGAGUCAUUUCAUCAAUGAUCUCGGUCUCGACAGCCUUGAUGUUGUAGAAAUCGUCAUGGCUAUUGAAGAUGAAUUUGCCCUGGAGAUUCCAGACAACCACGCGGAGAAGUUGUUCACACCGAAAGACCUGGUGGAAUAUAUAGCAGACAAAACAGAAACAUUUGAAUAACCUCUGUAGUUUUCCAAGACUUUAAAAGUUGCAUUACUGUUGUGUGGGAACACCUUCCUAAAAUGGAGAAACUUCGGAUGGAGUGACUGGAACAAAUGACCACGGCCGCAUAGCCACGCCCAUCCAAGCAACCUGCCACACCCUCCUGGUCAACAUUUACUACGUGCGGAGUGUGUUCCUUGGAAGUGAUGAUUUUAAGUUGCGCACUGGGCACAGAGCCAGUUUCACAGAGCUAUCCGACAAAUUGGUGACACAUUCAAAUGCCUUGGGUUGGCCUCGUGAUUGAUGUACUUGGCUGCGGUCGAUGCUCAGUCACGUGCUACUCGGCAGCAGUGUCACCUGUAUGUGUCACAGCUCUUUGGAAAUGGCCCUGUAUCAGGAAACACCAGUGGAGAAAAUGUAGACAUUGUUGUAAUGGGUUACUCAAAUAAGCGUAACCUUAAACUGGUCAGAAUUUCUGUCAUUUCCCCUUCCUGGAUUUGUUAAGAGUGCACGUCACUGCUUUAUUAAAUUACUUUUACAAACUUGAUAUGUAAACUGUUUUGAUUAGACAUCUGUUCAUCAAUUGUCUAUGGCUUUAAAAACUGAUACGGAAAUGGCAUCUGUGUGAGGAAACAAGUAACACGUGCCCAUUUUGACUUAGGACAACUGAAAAAGAAGUGUUGUCCGGUUUCCUUUUCUCUCUGUAAACUUGUUGCUAUCUGGUCAUAAGGGCUGCUUAGUUCUUGUCUACAGUCGAAAAUGCAAGGUUCAUAGGAUUAAUUGACCUCCAUUUAUUGACGGAAGUCAGAACUUUCUUAAGCUGAGUAGCAGCACAUUGCAAGCCAAGCAUACUCCUGAGUCAUUCAUGUUUUUAGAUGUUCCACUUUCACUCCAAAAUCCGAACCCUGUAGAAGAGAAAUGUAAUUAAGUUGACAGUUACAUGUAUGUUCGAUUGUGAUCUCCACACCGUUGACUUAAUCUCUUAUGUGUUGUGCAGAUGAAGAUUGCAUAAAUAAAAAUUGGCAGAGAAUUUGAUUGAUGAGAACACGUAGGAGUGCCAGUUGGAGACUGGGUGUUUUUGCCUGAAGUGAUCAAGCUUGUUUCAAAAUUGGUAGUAGGGUCUAAAAGAUGUACAGUUGUUGCUUUGGCGCUUGCAUCCAACUUCAUGGUGGUGUUAAGCUGAAGUGUAUCGCGGUUAGAGCAACAACCUUGCUUGAGCCGGUCAUGAGCAACAAACAGUACAUGGCAUUUUGCUGUUGGUUUGCUCGUGUUAAGCAAAAUAUUAAAUGUGCUUAGCAGAUUUCUUUCGGCUUAGCAUCUCUUUGAAGCCUUGCUGUGCCGUUGUACAGCCCAAGCAAACCCCAGCAAAAAUUGUUUCAUUUGAGUGAUAAGUUUUCUUCACACGAAGUUGGACCCUCUCAUCAUCAAAACAUUGUAGACUAAAGUAUCGUCGUGUUAUGGAGUCAACCCUAUUAAAAUUAUUCCCGAUUUAUGUUACGCUGGACCCGUUUUUCGUUUUUCAAUUAAACAUGAAUACAGAAUUGUUAAAAAAAAACA
Acanthaster planci (crown-of-thorns starfish) is the source of this 2061-nucleotide messenger RNA. RefSeq names its product acyl carrier protein, mitochondrial-like. Gene Ontology annotation, biological process: fatty acid biosynthetic process. Gene Ontology annotation, cellular component: respiratory chain complex I; mitochondrion. The record is from RefSeq and is a predicted model, not a curated record. NCBI's taxonomy places the organism in Eukaryota, Metazoa, Echinodermata, Asteroidea, Valvatida, Acanthasteridae. Gene Ontology annotation, molecular function: acyl binding; acyl carrier activity.